Manihot esculenta (cassava) is the source of this 2699-nucleotide messenger RNA. Its product is annotated as protein ACTIVITY OF BC1 COMPLEX KINASE 1, chloroplastic. The transcript has 14 exons. The record is from RefSeq and is a predicted model, not a curated record. Gene Ontology annotation, molecular function: protein kinase activity; ATP binding. Gene Ontology annotation, biological process: protein phosphorylation. Bases 652 to 2328 code for a protein of 558 amino acids. NCBI's taxonomy places the organism in Eukaryota, Viridiplantae, Streptophyta, Magnoliopsida, Malpighiales, Euphorbiaceae.
UACCAACUCAAGUGGAAGAAAAUCUACAUGGAACCAGGAUCCACCAUAAAAUUACUCAAGUGGAAGACCCGCGCAAGCAACCAAAUUCUCGAUGGCAAAGUCAUUCGACAGGCAACACUUGCAGAGUUCAAGCCUUUUACGAAAAUUUAUUAUUAUUCUGUGGUUAUCAUUCCCUUCCUCUUUGUUAAUCCACUUUUGCUUUGAACCGUCAGCUACCUCAUCAUCUCCGUUCUGCAUCCUUUCACUAUGGAUUUGGUUUUUCCUAAUUGCAUAAACGCUCCAUCUUUCCCCGCUGAGCGCCAUAGAAUAAGCCUCCGCCGUACACGUUCCCAGAUUUCACACUCAACGGUUCAAACGAGGAACAGAUGGUUGCCGAUUCGAGUUUCGAGUCUUGCAGCGGUGGCGUCCACGCCUGAAAAUUCCCCUAGUGGAACCGCCACCUCUGGCACUAGGAUCAGUCGGAGAGUAGCGUCUACUUCAGAGAAUGAGAACAAGGCUUCUUCAGAGUUGCUACGUAAGUCUAGCGCUGCCAUGGAGCAGCUCGACAUCGAGCGCGGAGUCUGCUUGCCAUUUCGGAAGUACUCUCCCGAGACAGUAUGAAUAACAGUGAGGAAUAAGGUGUUGGAAUCUAGAGGGGCUAUAGCGUCUCUAAUGUUACGUGGAGUGGAGAUAGUGUGGAAUUUGGGGUUGUACUGGUCUGCCUUGAUGUAUGAUUUCUUGGUGGGAAGGGAUGAAGAGGUAGUUCCAUAUCGUGCUCGUCAGCUGAGGAACCUCUUGUGCGAUUUAGGGCCUUCUUUUAUCAAAGCUGGACAGGUUCUUGCCAACAGACCUGAUAUCAUUAGAGAAGAUUACAUGAACGAGCUAUGCAUUCUUCAAGAUGAUGUUCCUCCUUUUCCCAAUCAGGUUGCUUUCAAGAUUAUUGAAGAGGAAUUAGGCCAACCUCUUGAAGCCGUAUUCACUAAAAUUUCAUCACAGACAAUAGCGGCUGCAAGCUUGGGUCAAGUUUACCGAGCAACCUUACGUGAUACGGGCGAGGAUGUUGCAAUUAAGGUGCAAAGGCCUCAAAUAGAGCCCAUAAUCUACCGGGAUCUUUUUCUUUUCAGAACACUUGCUUCAUUCCUAAAUGGCAUCAGCUUACAGAAAUUGGGAUGCAAUGCUGAGCUGAUAGUUGAUGAAUUUGGUGAGAAACUGUUGGAGGAGCUUGAUUACACCUUGGAAGCCCGUAAUAUUGAAGAUUUCCUGGAAAACUUCAAAGAUGAUCCUACUGUUAAAAUUCCUAAGGUUUACAGAAACCUUUCUGGUUCGCGUGUUCUAGUAAUGGAGUGGAUAGAUGGUAUUCGCUGCACAGCCCCACAGGCUAUCAAGGAAGCUGGCAUUGAUGUAAAUGGAUUUUUAACAGUUGGGGUGAGUGCUGCUUUGCGGCAAUUGCUAGAGUUUGGGUUAUUUCAUGGAGACCCACAUCCUGGUAAUGUUUUUGCUAUGCGAGAUGGACGUAUUGCAUAUGUGGACUUUGGGAAUGUUGCAGUACUUAGUCAGCAAAAUAAGCAAAUCCUGAUUGAUGCUGUGGUGCAUGCUGUAAAUGAGGAUUAUGUUGAGAUGGCAAAUGAUUUCACCAGGCUUGGCUUCUUGGCCAGUGGAACUGAUGUCUCUCCUAUCAUUCCAGCUUUGGAAGCAAUUUGGCAGAAUUCAGUUGGGAAAGGACUUUCUGAUUUCAAUUUCAGAAGUGUCACAGGAAAAUUUAAUCAGUUGGUUUAUAAUUAUCCCAUCCGUAUACCAGAGCGAUUUUCCCUUGUUAUCCGUUCUUUGUUGACUCAAGAGGGCAUCUGUUUUACCCUGAAGCCAGAUUUUAAAUUUCUUGAGGUUGCCUAUCCAUAUGUGGCAAAGCGCCUACUGACAGACCCAAAUCCAGCUCUUCGUGAACGCCUGAUAGAGGUGUUGUUUAAAGAUGGUGUUUUCCAGUGGAAACGGCUUGAAAAACUUAUUGUUCUUGCAAAGGAGAAUGUAGCUAGGAUGAGCAGCAACCCUGCACUGCAAGUAAAGAAUAAGCAAAAUUCAAGAAAGUUGCAAGUGGAAAGGAAGCUAGAUCUGACAGACACCAUCAGAGAUGGAGCUCGUCUUUUCUUUACUGAUGAAGUGAUUCGUAGACAGCUGAUUUUGGCUCUGACUGAAGAUUCAAAGCUUCACAUUGAAGAGCUCGUAGACGUUUAUAAACUGGUUGAGGAUGAACUAGACAUACCCUCGGUAGCUGUCGAAGUUGUACGAGACAUUCCUGCAUUUAUCCGGGAUCUCAUUCUUUCAUGGAGCGACUCGGUCUUAUCUGACAGAUGAUUAAUGCUUGAUGCAACAGUAUAAAGAGUUCAGCUGCUAUAAACUCGACAUUAUUAUCUAGAAGUGAGUCUAGCAGAUCUUAGAUCAAAUACUUGCAGUGAAAUUUGUGCAUUUAUUAUUUUAGUUUUGUGCACAUCUGAAUUGAUUGUGCACCUGAAAAAAAAAGACUUCUUGUACAGGGAUGAGCAUUUAGUAGGCGCAUCCUAUUGCAAAUACAAUGCCAACAAAAAGACAUACCAUUUUUCCUUUACGGAGGGAAUUCUCUCAAAUUGUAAAUGCCUAGUGAAUUAUUUGUUGUAUGAAAACAAUUAGAAGGAAAAAUAGAUUUUGGAUAAAAGUAUCUCCAAAACAAUAUGAUUUCCUUUAGACAA